AUGCUUCCAAAACUCUCAUAUAUGAGGCAGAUUGACGAAGUGCAAGCAGCUUCUAUAUUUUUCAGAGCUAUGAGGAAAAUUAUGAUUGAUUUAUGUCAAAUUUCCUGCCAACAAAAAGUUGAUGAUUUGGCACAUUUUGCACCACCUGGCCGUUCUCUCAACUGUGUCGCCAUUCUUCAACGUGUUUGCCACAGCGGAAUCGUUCGUCUGGAGUUUAUGUGUGAAACAAAGGAUAAAAUUUUUGUGGUGAUGGAAAAGCUGAAUGGAGAUAUGCUAGAGAUGAUUCUUAGCCAGGCUGCUGGACGUCUUGACGAACGUGCCACACGAUUUCUUCUCGUACAAAUAUUAUCUGCAUUACAAUAUCUUCAUAAACAAGGCAUCGCUCAUUGCGAUCUAAAACCAGAAAAUGUCCUGCUUUCCGAGAUGAAUACGAAUUUUCCACAGACGAAAAUAUGCGAUUUUGGAUAUGCCAGGUUUAUCCCGGAAUCCCAAUUCCGAAAGACAAUCGUUGGCACACCUGCUUAUCUGCCACCGGAAGUACUGCUCAGGCAGGGGUAUAACAAAUCGCUAGACAUGUGGUCCGUCGGCGUGAUCAUCUAUGUAACCCUUUCCGGGACAUUUCCUUUCAACGAAGGAGAUGAGGUAAGAGCUUCACUACAAUGA
Molecule: messenger RNA, 663 nt
Organism: Cylicostephanus goldi
Lineage: Eukaryota; Metazoa; Nematoda; Chromadorea; Rhabditida; Strongylidae
Source: the annotation of a GenBank genome assembly